AUGAGCUAGUAAAUCUUCAUUGAAGUAAUCAAUUUGGGAUUUGUUGGACAUCUUGGGUCAGCUUCAUUAGUUGCUGGUGUAGGUCUAGGAAACAUGUACUUAAACACAACUGCAUUGGCAGUUCUUAUAGGAUUGAAUAAUGGAGUCGCAACAUUUGUUUCUCAAAGUUACGGAUAAGGAAACAUGAGACUCUGUGGAUUGUAUCUCAACAGAGGAAGAAUUGUGGUGUUGCUUGCAUUUUUAGUUAUGCUACCAAUUUUACUUAUGGCUGAAGGGUUUUUUAAGUUAAUCAAUAUGGAUGCAGAAUCAUCUAAGUACGCUUAGGAUUAUGUCAAGAUAAUGAUCCCAUCCUUAAUUUUUGCUUCUUAAUUUGACAUUACCAAGACAUUCUUGAAUUGCUUUGGAAGAACAAAUAUCUAAAUGGUCAUUUAAUUGAUAACUACUCCCUUGCAUGCCCUUUGGUCAUACAUAUUUGUUACUAGGUAUGAACUUGGGCUAUAGGGCACUGCAAUAGCUACUAUUACUACAACUUUGAUAAAUUCAGUAGCAAUUACGCUAUACGUAACCUUUUUCGUACCGGAAUUGAAAGAGGCAUGGUUUUUGCCCACUAGAGAUUCUUUGAGAGGAAUGGGAUAAUAUCUGAAGAUGGCUUUACCAUCAAUGCUGAUGGUAUGCCUUGAAUGGUGGACAUUUGAAAUUCAAACAUUCUUUGCCAGUUUUAUUUCAGUUGAGGCUACAGGUUCUUAAGUGAUUAUCUUGAACAUGAUGUAUAUAUAUUUCUGUUCCACCAUGGGACUGUAAGUUGCUGGAUACUCUCUUAUUGGAUAAUCUAUAGGUUCUUAAGAUAUCCAACUUGCAAAAUAAUACAGAAAAAUGAUAUUCAUAAUUGGCUCAGCAUUUUCAUUGAUUUAGUGCUUUAGUUUAUAUAUGCUUAGAUUUGUCUAUGCCAAUUUAUUUACUAAUAUUCUAUCACUUAGAGAUAUAAUCUCUGAUACAUUUAGAAUAAUUGCAUUUGUUUAAUUAGCAGACUGCACUCAGGGCUGGCUCUAAGGCAUGAUAAGAGGUUUAGGAAGAUUAUCUGAGGCAACAUACGGCCAAUUAUUUUGUCUCUAUUGUAUUUGCUUACCUUUAGGAUGGUUAUUUGGAAUUCAUUUUAAAAUGGGUCUUAGUGGAUUAUGGUGGGGAAUGAUGAUUGGCUUAUCCCUCUUGGCACUUUUUUAUAUUUACUUAGUCACUCUAAGAUUUAACUGGGAUGAAGUCGCUAAAGAUGCCAAAAUUAGAAGUGAAAGAGAUUUAUAAAAAGAUGAAGAUGAUAAAAUUCAUUAUAAAGCAGAGAAUUUAGAGAAAUUUGAGAAUGAUUUAAAGCAGCCCCUAAUCAAUUGA
Stylonychia lemnae is the source of this 1383-nucleotide messenger RNA. Lineage: Eukaryota; Ciliophora; Spirotrichea; Sporadotrichida; Oxytrichidae. The record is from the annotation of a GenBank genome assembly.